This is a messenger RNA of Magallana angulata, 626 nucleotides long. RefSeq names its product 39S ribosomal protein L49, mitochondrial-like. Gene Ontology annotation, molecular function: structural constituent of ribosome. The transcript is spliced from 4 exons. Lineage: Eukaryota; Metazoa; Mollusca; Bivalvia; Ostreida; Ostreidae. The record is from RefSeq and is a predicted model, not a curated record. Gene Ontology annotation, cellular component: ribosome; mitochondrial large ribosomal subunit. Bases 23 to 559 code for a protein of 178 amino acids. Gene Ontology annotation, biological process: translation.
GAGCGAGAUUUUAUAAUUAAAAAUGGCUGCGCCCAUGAAGAAGUUUGUCCCUGGUUUGUCAUUUAUCAAACAGAGUGUUAUCUUACAAAAUCUGAGGAAAUUUGCAGUCUCAUUGCCGGCAAGGUAUUGCAGCUCCCAAAAUGAAAACCCAACAGAGCAGCAACAUGAAUAUGAAGAAUCCACAGAGGAGUUUAAGUAUGUGGAGAAACUCCUUAAUAAUAAGAUGAUUCCGACCCCUCCUCAGCAUGCAGAGUACCCGACGCCAUCAGGCUGGUAUCCUCAGACUGAGGAAGCCAGUAAACUGCCAUAUUUUGUUCAUAGGAAUAAGUUCCAUAAUAUGCCAGUUUAUCUUCUUAAGAAAGGACCACUGGAGCGCACAAAAAUUCUUAAAGUAGAUGGAGAUAUUCAGCUUUUUUGUGAGGAUCUAAAGGAUUACUUAUCUAUGAAAUACCCUUCCAAGAUACACUACACUCAUAUCAAUGAAAUCAACAACAAAGUACUUGUCCGGGGAGAUUAUGUUGGUGAAGUGGUGGAGUUCCUUAAGGAGAAGGGAUUUUAAUGCAUAAAAAUCUGUAUAUUUGUAUGCGAAUGUGAUAUAUGGACAGUAAUAAAGGAAUAGUUUACAC